This is a messenger RNA of Exaiptasia diaphana, 1883 nucleotides long. RefSeq names its product AP-5 complex subunit mu-1. The transcript has 13 exons. NCBI's taxonomy places the organism in Eukaryota, Metazoa, Cnidaria, Anthozoa, Actiniaria, Aiptasiidae. The record is from RefSeq and is a predicted model, not a curated record. Gene Ontology annotation, cellular component: lysosome; cytosol; AP-type membrane coat adaptor complex. Gene Ontology annotation, biological process: endosomal transport. Bases 262 to 1749 code for a protein of 495 amino acids.
UGAUUGUAUUUUUUGUUCUCCACACUACUCUGGAUGCUGUCAUAGGAUAAAUUAACAAAAAUAUUCUUUGAUCGGUUGCUCAAUCUCCAAUGAAAAAAUACGUGCGUAGAAAUCCGGAAGUGAACUUUGCUCUGCRACCUUGAAUAACAUUGACCAGCGGUCGUUCAAAAUCAAGAUGGCGGAUGGACCCAGCUGAAUGAUAUGUUCAGCUGAUUUUAUAAAUAGUUCUGUUUGUUGCGGAUAACUAAGUUAGUUUAUUAAAUGAGUCUUCGUGCAAUAUGGGUAUUUUUGAGUACAGUACCUGAAAAUGGCUUGGAUAAAGUGGUAUUUUCGAGGUACUAUGCAACGGUAGAAAGAAGGUCGAAUCAUAUCCAUAAGAACAAUGUCCAAAUUCCAGAUGAAUCCCUUAUCUGUGAUAACCUUAUAAAAGGACGAAGAAAGAACAUUAAUAGUUCUGUAGAGGAGUUUCAUCCUAUGAGUGACAGCUGCUGCAUUGUCCAAUCAAAACCAGUCUAUGAAAUCCCACUGAAUGAUGGUUCUAGCCUAUGGCCCAUAGUUGCUAUUGAAAAGUUUGGAUUGAUCUUUUCAUGUCUGCCACUAGUUGAGCAAGAUUUAUCCAAUGGAAAAGUUCCUCUCAUUGAAUUGCCUGGUGUUACCAUUGGUUACAAGCUGCUUCAUUCAUUAGCUGAGUUCAUAGGGGCAUGGUCUUCUCCUAAUGAGCUUAUUUCCAAGGUAAAAGAUUUACAAACAUUUCUUGGUGUAGCUGUGCCUUUUGGUACCCCAGUAGACRCUAACCCCAGCACUGUACAGGCACUCAUUUCAGGGAAAGAAGUCUUAAAUCCACAAAUAAGAAGGCAACCGGCAUGGAAACCCUUUAAUCACAAGGGCAAACAACAACUUGUAUUUGCAAUCAAGGAAGAAAUUAAGGCCGCACAACACCAAGCUGAUAGUACAAAAGAUGUGUUUCAGUUGUUUGGGACCAUUGUUUGUAAAGCAGAUUUGGAUGGCAUACCAGAAAUCACAGUAAACAUAACAUCACCUUCACUGGAAUACCUUAUUGUCCAUCCCAGCGUACGAGAGGGCAACACACACACUCAAGACAUGGCACCAAACCAAGAUGUCACCCCUCCAGGGUCGGUAGGCAGAAGGAUAAGAUUUCGUCCACCAGCAGAAGUGUUCACGUUAUGUCACUAUUCAUCACAACUGCCAAACRGUUUACCUAUUGAGGGCAUUUAUCAGAUGAAGGGUGACGACAGAGCUGUGCAAAUCAUAUUACAGCUCAAACUCAAUGCAAGRGUUAAAAAUUCUUUUGAAUUUUGUGAAGUUCAUCUUCCAUUCUAUAACAGGGGUGUUAUUGUUAAAGUGGAGUCUAGUGGKCCAUCUCAUGGCAGUUUAAUGGUUGUAUCUGGGAAAAGAAUGCUGGCUUUGAAUAUAGGUCAGAAAUUCCCAAAAUCUUUGCAGGUCACAUUCUCUGGUACAGUGUUUUUUGACAGUAUUGAUUCUAUAAAAACUGGACAGCAGACUCUCACAGAAGACCCAUUUUGUCAAGGCCUUAAUAGCUAUGCACAGGUAUAUUUCAAAAUGACAGAYUUUACCCUCACUGGUUGUAAUAUUGAUUCACGAUCUCUAAACAUUUAUCCAAACACCAAGAUAUCUAAAUUAAAUACAAGUGUUGAGUGCAUGACAGCUGACUAUAAGAUAUGGAACACCUUUGGAGAUGCUAUGAUUAUGCAUAAUCCAAUACACUGAUGAAAAUUCUGUUUGAUUAAUUCCAAGCACUGAUCCCCAAGAUAAGGUAGACAGACAGACAGUUCAUAAUUUGACAAUUUGCAGGCAGUUUUCCAUUGUUUGUACUCUUAUUGACAAUGAAAUCGACGUCAAAA